Toxorhynchites rutilus septentrionalis is the source of this 27756-nucleotide messenger RNA. RefSeq lists its product as uncharacterized. NCBI's taxonomy places the organism in Eukaryota, Metazoa, Arthropoda, Insecta, Diptera, Culicidae. The transcript has 6 exons. The record is from RefSeq and is a predicted model, not a curated record. Bases 2175 to 4679 code for a protein of 834 amino acids.
UCAUCACUUUACGUUUGCCGUAAUUUCACUCCAUAGAGCACACAUAUGCAUUAAAUAUUCAAGGAAUUCCAUUUUGUGGCGGGGGACGUCAAACCGGGAACAGCAAAAUGAAGCAGCCACGGGCUGAAUGUCUGCGAUUCCAUAGCAGAGGGUCAGCCUAGUCCAGAGUGGUGGUGGAUCCAUUAGUGUUGAGCUUUGCUCUGCAAUUUGUUAAAUCCAGGGAAGACCAACUGACACGGCGAACGGCGGUGCGAGGUUCAGUGAUUCCUGUGUGAGCUACUUUUUUUUAAUCAGAAUUUUGUAUGCGGAUUGUGAUUGAUUAACCAACACAAGCAUCCAGCAGCGGGCGGAAAAACGAAUAAUCAACAGGAACAGGAAGGUGCUCGGGAGAAGCAAUUUUCUCCCCAGGAAAAAGUGGAUUUAAUCGAUUAACGCACAUCGGAUCAAAUUGAAUUGUUGCUUGCUUCUGUGGUCCGUGAGUAUUGGAAGUGAAAUUUGGUUGAAAAAUUUUUGUUUCGCAAAAGUAGAAAGUGAAGCAGACCUAGCAAUUAGCGCGUGCGAUUCUUGGAAGCCUGAAAGCCAGUGUGUGUGUGUGUGUUGAUUUUCCGGUAGAUUUUGUUUUCGAUUUCACCGAAUCAAUUUGGAUAAUCCGAAUCAAUUUGAAUGAUCAAAAUUCAAUGACGUGUGAAGACUUACCAAAUAUUAUGAAAAGUCAGUGAUGAAAAGUGUGGAGAAAAAUGACCAAUAAGCAGUGAUCAGAUGAAUACUUUUCAAACGAUUAUCAGUUAUCGAAUCUGAACAAACAACAUGACCGGGAUUAAGAAGCCGUUCUGAGCCGAACACCCUUCUACAAAAAAAGGAUACCGCAGCUUCCAUUAACCAGCUGACUAGCGCGGGAGGACGAACGUGUCGGGGAGAUUCACCGACAUCGCGUGAGGAGCAAGGGCUAAAAAGUACGCCAGAUAUUAAAACACUAAAUUGUGUUGGCUUCGGUGGGGCUGUUGAGUGUGUUGAGGUGUGAGGCUGUGACAUUCUCGCCAUUACGACGCCCCCGCGUAGGUCGCUGGAAGGUGAACGAGUGGCACACACGUACGGCAUACAGGUGGGGCACGUGUACACACAGCACGUUCCGGUGAGAACACGACGCCUCCAGUGCGAUCCCAUCAGGUGAAAAGUCCCAUCAAACCAAAGAAGCUGCAAGUCACUUGAAUGUUCAACCAGGCAGCGGUGGUUCGGAUGAGGUUACAUGUGUGCAUGUGUGUUUAUGUGGGUCCCGAGUGUGAAUCCAGGGGGCUUGGGCUGGCGGUGUAGCAGUAAAUCUUUGAGAUUUCCCAUCGUAAAUGACACCUUUUUGCUGAGGCAAACUCACAAGUCGAAAUACAUAACCGUGAAAAAUAGUGCAGAGAUAAAGAGGUGAGACAAAAAGAAGAUGAUUGUGAAAUCCUGGAAGAAAUGAUGUUUGAGUGAACGAAAAAAAAAACAAAAACCAUUGGUGGCAUUUUCCUGGUUGAUACCUACACUCGCGAAACAACAACAACUUUGCAAAAACAAUUGCAAAGUGCGCCGGUUGGAAAUUGACGGGAAAAUCUUGAAAAGCGAAACAAUCCGAACAACAGUAGAUAAUGAUACAAAAGACACAUUUGUGACUUUUUCUACCGCCUCGCCGAGCAUAAUACAUAUAUAACGAGCAGGAAGUUUGUUUGCGUGAGUGUGUGUGUUGAUUUUCACGGAAAAGCGGAGAACAAAAAGAAAAUUUGUGUGGGACUCUGAAAAGAGCAGAAAGUGAGUAAGAGAGGAGAAGAAAAGCAGUGCGCUGACGGAAACAGUGAACACAGAGGUAAAAAGUGAAAAGCAAAAGGUGCAAGAGAAUUGUUUUGUUGUGUGGUGGAAGGUGAUAGUGCCCAGAUGGAAGCGGGCGGAAGAGUUUGGUUUUCUGUGAUUUAAAACGAAGAAUAAAACGCAAUAGCACGACCUGAGCAUGUGGUUCGUGGUAUCCGGGAAAAGUUAAAAAAGUGAGAACCAUAUUCAGCGUGUACAUCAGUGGCAGCUUUUACCCGGCAACAUUUAAAAAUGAAGAUAAAGGAUACAUCCCAGCGCCGUAAUGAGUAAAGUUAUAUCGGAGCGCCGCAUUCAUCAUACAUAGGAUUUUCAUAGCAGAGAAUGUUUCCAUAGCAAUGGGAAAAGCCGCGCGACGGUCAGUUGCGUCAGAUCCGUCGUCGCCGACCUUAUCCUUUUCGCAUUCGUCUACCACGUCAUCAACUGGCGCAGCAUCUUCCUCAGGAUCAGCUAUAGCAGUACCCUCAUUUGCGGACUCAUCAUUUAUCGACAGAAGCCGCAGCAAUUCAUCCCCGUUUCGUGCAUAUCUACCUGAUAACCCACCAAAAACCGCAACACUCCAAUCAGCACCAUCAUUGAUAGCAAGCAGCAGCAGCAGCAGCAGUAGCACUGUCGAUCUACCGUUGGCCGCGGUGGGAUCUUUUCAUACAUCGACCGCAUCGCCGAGGCACACAACACCCGCAUUUAGUGCUAGCACUGCCACGGCUACCACUAUCCAAACGACAAGCCCGGAUAAUAGUGGCAAUAGUAAUGACGGUGCAGCAGCUAGUGCGCCCGGCAAUCUAACCGAAAGUGUCGACGUCAGCCCUCACCAAGGCCUCACCACCUCACUCACAUUGCCCUCGUCUCGUCUCUGCAGCAAUCAAACACAGGCGGAACGGAAGCGGGAGCAGAUGCGGAUGGAGUUCUACGCGACGUACGACGUCAUGACCGGCGUCCGGAUAGCGGCCACCCUGGGUGGCUUCUUUGGCCUUAUGGUGUUCCUGGUGAUCUACAAGAGUCGGAGUCGAUCGACGACGAAGGCGCUCAAGGAUCCCACAAUAGCGGCGGUCGCCGCCGCGGUCGUUCAGGAGGAGGAAGAGCGCGAACUGCAGGAAGCAAUCGAAGCGACGGCGUUCUCCCUUCUACAGGAGGAACUGCACAUCAACUAUCCGGGUCUGAAGCGAGAGCGGCUGAUGUCGCUCGGGAACGUCAGUGCGCCACCGAUGCUGAAUCGCAACCACCGGUUUUCGUCCGUGAGCGGUGGGUACAGCAGCCUGCUGAACCCACCGCGACGAUACUCCUACGCUAGCAGCCGAGGUCACCGCAACAGCGUAUCGGUCUCCUCGCGUGUACUCAGUGCCUACAACAUGGGCGAAAGUUUCGGUCAGGAGGACUAUUUUUUAGAGAGUGACGGCGAGGAAGCUGACGACGAGUUCGAUCAGUACACCACAACGGCGGAUGUGGGCUAUCCCACGGGGAAUUUUCUCGUGGUUCCUGGGAAGGGGUCAGAGUCGCGACGAAGCAGUGCGAUGACCUGCUGCAGUACGGAGAGUUCAUUCCUAGAGCGAAGGUGCUCGGCUAUUACGUUAGGGUUAUCAUCACUUCCACCGAUAUCUCGGUCCCCAUCGCGGCAACAUAGCCACGAGGAUCGUUCUCAUGUUGCCAAUGCGUGCGCCAUCGGGGCGACAUGCGCGGAUUGGGAUACCUUCUAUCCCGGUAUCAAUAUAAUCGAAGCAACGCCAAAGUCUUCACCGUGUCCCAGCGAGAGGGUGGCACACAAGUCAACGAGUUUAGCAGCCCGUGAAUAUUUUACAAGUAAAAAGCAUACGCUUUACGACGAAAACUCAAUUGAUUGUAUAUCUGAGUAUCCUGACACGAAUGGUGCUGAAUUUAGUCGUAGCCAGAAAGUAACACGGCAUAAUUAUAACAAUAGCAGUAGAAUAGAUGACAUUAGUAUAGCGAAUCAUAAUGGUAGCAGCAAUGUAGUUGUGCGUAGAGCUCCUCUAGCGUCGCUUAGUUCCUUCAAGCUGUCGUCAGCGGACUACCAGGACAGUGAUUUGCGUAGCUGUGGGUCGGACUCCGUGUUCAACGAAAGCUGCGCAGAUACUGACGAGGAUCUGCAACAAUUCAGCACUGACAGUGAUGAGCUCAGUAUUCCGGACGACGGCGAAUGCAGUGCUGCUCCGGUUGCUACUGCCAUCGCUGGUCCCAGUACGUCAGCAACUAUCUCCGGUGGGACAACCGGUACUGUCAUAGGCGGUGCAAGCAGUAGCAGUGGUAGCUGUAACCAACCUAGGCAGCAGCGUGACGUUUUUAGUGGUGCCACCAGUGAAUACGCCGUGUAUAUCGAUCUUGAGAAACCUAAUGAUAAUAGUUGUUUAAGUAGUCUUUCAAAUAGCAAUCGACGUGGUAAAACCAAGCUGAAAUCCGAGAUGGUUAAUUUAGUGACUAAAAUUGAAACAAAAGCAAUCAUCGAAAGACAGCAACAAAAUGACAACCGGGACCGGUCACCAUCUCCUCGACCGAAGGCCAGUGGUAGCAGUUUGCCUAGCAUUCGCCCUAGCAGUCAAUCAAUUAGCCAUAACCGUAAGAACAACAAUAACACUAGCUCUAGCAAAAGUAAUAAUAAUAAUAACGACGAUAAUAGCAAUCAACAAGGCGAGGAGGAGAGUAACAAUAAAUGCGUUGAAGUUAAUGUUAUAAUCAAAAACCAUAGCAGUAAUAUAAAAAGCCCCUCUGUGAUUCUCGAGCUACCUAUCCUGACGAUAGAGGAGGAUAGCUCCCAGCUGCCGCUGUCGCCGGUGGAUCCCCGCUGUGCGCCAGGUUCCUCGCGAAAAUGGUCCAAGGAAACGCUGUUUUAGUUGCGACAAAACCGGCUGGCAGCUACUGUACUGAAAUGAGAUGCACCAAAAGUAACCUGACAAAGAGGAGGGUAGUCUAUUUCCAGAAGAUAUUUCCUGUUAUCUAGAGAUCGGGUACGAACUGUCACACGCAAUACCACCACUUUACAGAUCUAUCGAUCCGUCCAGCCUUCUGUGCGUGAAGUUGCAUAGCAACUCAAACUGAAGCAUCCCAGCCAGCCAGUCUUGAGGUGUUUCAAAAGGUGGUGAAGAAUCGUAAUAUUGAAUGCACGAUAUUCAUGCAAUCUGCCUCUGCUGCAAUUAAAGAGGAUUGAGGAUCGAGAACGCAUUUUUUGUUGCACAAUCCUAGCGGUUUUAGUUAUAUGAGCGAUAGAAAUAAUUUCAGCUUGUGUUUCUAAUACUGUAGGGUACUUCCCACAAAUUGACUUCUUGAACUAAGGAUACUCAUUGAUCCAUGAAGAGGGUGGAGCAAGACUUCGCGGCCGUGCCUAAUAUCGGCGACAAUUGCUCCUUUUUAAUCUUAAAUUUUCACAGUAUGCGAAUGAACAAUAAAAAUGUGCUGAGUCCUCAAGUUUUUAAUGCCAAACAUGUCAAUGUAACUUUAAGACUACUGAGACUAAGCAAUGUUACCAUUUUGUGCAUCACCUCGGAAUAAAUCCUAGUAUAAAAUGGUUUGAUGAUAGAGUAAUCGUUAAAUUCGUUCAGUUAUCGACACAUCAAACAUUAAACAACCAUUUUCAAUGUAAAUAAUAUUACGAUUCGGUUGUAUGGUGUACGAAUCAAAUAUAUUCACAAAUCAAACUCUCAAUAUUUUCAACCCUUUGCGGUCGUUUGUCUGUUCUCAGAAGUGUACUAAUCUUGUACUUUAUGCAACAAUAUUAACAGUUUUUCUAAAAAAAAUGUUAAUGUCUAGUGAAUUCAUUCAAUACGACACCCAUGUCCAAAUUUAACCUAACCGAGCAACUCUCGCGAUUUUAAAUAAGGUAAAUGAUUUUGGUUUGUCCAGUCGAAAAUAUGAUCAUGGUUUGUCCACUUUUUUGACUGCUCUAAUUCAGCACACCUUUGCCAAAUCAGGUAUUCGAAUGUUUCAAAACAUAUAAAUAAAAUUGUCUUUUUCAUGAUUUACAGUAGUUUCAGUUAUAGUAUUUUUUUAUUGAAUCACAUGUUUUAAAGGAUUAUAAAAUACAUAAUCUAUUGGUGUCAAUGAGCCCCUCAUUCGAGCUAGCUUUUAAUCGAUCACCAUAUGAUUAUUUCGCACGUAUCCAUCCCUUUUCUGGAUUAUAACACUUACAAAUAUUGUAAACAUCAUUCUUGCACACAAUUUGUAUCAGAUUUGCAUAGCUAAACCAUUAAAUUAACGCAUUUUGAUGAACUCAAUUCUGAUCAUGAGUUGUCCAAUUCACUAAUGUUGUUUUGUCCACAUGAUUUCUAUGGCAACCGCUUGGCGCGCUGCAGUUUGUUUAUUGUGUCCCUCGCGCAUAGCAGAAAUAAAGUUUCUCUAUGUUGAGUGUCUUGAGGCGAACACUUUUAAAAUGCCCAAGAAAAUGCAAUAUUGUGAAGAAAGUCUAAAUUAUGAAUGGAUCAAUAUGAUGACAGUAAACUCAAGCAAUGAUAAAUGCAACAUCUACUUGAGAAUUCGAAUGUUUUCAUUCAAAAAUGGUCAUUUCUAAAGCCGGACAAACCAUGAUCAGAGGUGGUCAAACCAUUAUCAUAAUUCCUAUUUGAGGAAAAUCGUUGAAAAACAUAAAAAUUUGAAUAUUGAGAUUUUCAUGAAGAAAAAUCGAUUUGCAUUUACUAGAUGCGUAAAAACAUCCUAAAUCGGACAAACCAAGAUCAUUUACCCUACCUCUUUAGGUUUGCAGCUUCCGAAACACCAUGAACCAAACAUUCUUAAUAUGCUUUGAGUCGCAUAUCUCACCGCAGGAGUAAUCGAAUGGAUUCUUGAAUGACAUUUAGGUUCAUAUCCAACUUCCUAGCAGAUUGAGCAGGAUUGCGACGAAAUCGAUCCCGUACAAUCUUUUUUAACUUAGAUGUUCUCACAGUUCUUUUUUUUCCUGAACGUGGUCUGUCCUCGUUAGUUUCGGUCUGUAAAUACGUAUCUAUGGCACGGUAACAAAUUUUUCGUUGAUCCCGAGUUGUUUGUGGCGUCUAAAGAUAUCUCCAGAUUUAAAACCUAACAUUAACUAACGAUUCCCCAGCGUACUCGAAAUGUUCCGUUUCCAGUUCCGGGUCCCUUGUUUUGAGUUUUUCAUCAAGUCAUCCAAGUUCUGGAACAUUUAUAGCAACGAACAUUGCAUCAAGAUUGAAUAGAUUAAAAUGAUAAAUCUAAAAUAUCUAUGACCUAUAUAAAACGAGGGUUCUCGUCUGAUCCUCCAUCCACAUUUAUUAUUAUUACUAACUUGAUUAUUUUUUGAUACCGAAUAACGUGGAAUUUAGGCAGCUUGCACACCUUUUUGAAAUCCAGCCCAUGAGGGAAUGCUUUUAAGGAACAGUGCCUUUUUCGUUUCUUUGUUUUUAAGAGGCUUUAAACUUUGCAGUUCAUUCGCCUCCAAAACAGUGCCUUCCUGAACGAACUGUAACGUACCGUUUUGUCCCAUAUUCCGAACAGUCUCAAAUUCCGAACACUUCAUUUUUAAAUUCAAAUUUACUUAACUUUUAUGUUAUAUAUAAUUGAAUAAUGAAAACCCAGACAUUCUUUGAGGUAUAGGCUUCGUUUUGACAUCAUUCACAGGUAUCGAUACAGCCUAUAAUUUAUAAUAUUAGACACUUUCAAAACCAAUGAUAAAAUGUUUGUGUUAGCAAAUUCCGUAAAAAACAAGCAUCCUUCAUUUUUCAGUUUUCGUAGUUGUUUCAACUAUUUUGUUUGUUGUUUUCAUGCCAAGUGCUAGAGAAUGUAUAAACCUACAAUAAAUGGGUGAAAAAAAUAAUAUUUUAUGCAGAAAUAUUCAUUAAAAUUCAUAUUGAAGUAUUGUUCGGAAUUUGAAUCAAUUUUCUACGCAUGAUUAAAAUUCCGAACACUUUAUUUUCAAAUGUAAAUUUACUGAACUUUAAUGUUAUAAAUAAUUGAAUAAAAAAAAACCCUGAAAUUCGUUGGAUUACAGCCUUCAUUUUAACAUCAUUUACAGGUAUCGAUACGACCUAUAAUUUAUAAAAUAAAUGCUUAAUUUACAAAAAAGUGACAGUCAAAACCAAUGAUAAAAAGUUUGCGUUAGCAAAUUCUGUAAAAAACAAGCACCGUUCAUUUUUCAGUUUUUGUAGUUUUUUCAACUAUUUGUUUUUUGUUGUUUGUUGUUUUCAUUUUAAGUGCUAGAAAUGGUAAGAAUGUACAAUAAAUGGAUGAAAUAAAAUGAUAUGUUAUGCAGAAAUCUUCAUUAAAAUUAGUGUUCGGAUUAUGAAUCAAGUUUCUACGCAUGAUUCAAAUUGCGAACACUUUAUUUUCAAAUGUGCAUUUACUGAACUUUAAUGUUAUAAAUAAUUUAAUAUUCAAAACCCUGAAAUUCAUUGGAUUAUAGACUUCAUUUUUAUAUUAUUUACAGGUAUCAAUAUCGAUGCGCCCUUGGUCCCGAAACCACGUAAACUAUAAGAAACAAAUACAAUCAGUAAUUACAAAAACAAAAUCAAUUUUUUUUUGCGAGCAUAACAUUUUUCCAAAAAAGACUAGCUAAUUGACUUUAAUUUGAUAUAUCGACCAUAUGAACCGGUCCAGGAGUUUAAAAGUUAUAAUUUAAAAAAAAAUGCAUUUUUGCUGUUCGGAAUUUGAGACAAAAGUGAUUAAACAUAUUUUUAGUUUUUCACCAUGAAUAUGUAUUCGUGAAUCAAUUUUAUUGUAGUCAAAUGAAAAAGGGGCUCUAUUGUAUCCAAAAAAUUAAAUUAAUUUCGCGAAAGAGUAUCAUUUUGAGUAAUGUGACACUGUCUAAUGGCCAUCAAAGCUUAAGUGUUCGGAAUAUGAUACAAAACGGUACAGUGAACCACUGUAUUGAACUGUUUCAGCACGACCAAGAUGCCCAAGCUUCAUUCCAUGAACUUUUUCGCAACUUUAUCCGCGAAAACAAACUUGAAUUUGUUUGGAACCUUACCACGAACAGAAACCUUGUAGAAUGUGACCCCAGAAGUUGGUUGAAAUCGAGCUAAACGUGAAGUUCGUGAGGUCGUGAGGUCGAUCAAGACUCAUCCAUCGUGUUUCGUCAAUCAUCAGUUGUACUGCUCUAGAGCAGGAAUUCUGGCCACUGUUUGUUUCGGUUGUUUCGGCUCCGGUUGGGCUGUUUAUUAGAUCGGCAAUACCUGCGUUUCACAACUAUAGAAUCUAUUUCACAACUAUUUUUUUCUGAGUUUCCAGAGAUAUGUAAGAAGUCGGUUGAAUUUAUGUAUAUAGUGUAAGUUAUAAUAACUAUCUUCAUUUAAAAGACUGGCCAUUUGAACUUUAUUGUUGUGUUCAGGCGCGAAACAUUCAAAAAACUAAAAUUUCAGUGUUUCAUAACUAUAGAACCAGAUGGACAAACUCUCACUGCUUUACUAAAUUAACGUCAAUUUCAUAUGAAUUACAAUAAGUUCCUCAUUCGUAGAUCAUCUUCAGUUCUCAAUCAGUUCAAAUAACCCUUCCGGGGUGGUUUUGACAAAGUUGCGCCAUGUUGUAGUGUGUAUCUCGUUCUACACAGAGGAUACUGUUCGUUUAAGCUCUUCAAAUCACUCAUAAUGUUUGUAAACUGCAUCUACUAUUCGUACGAUCACUUCUCAUAAGUUCUUAGUAUGGUUUUGUUAUCACCAGUCCAGAAUCUGAAGCUCUUAUUCAUCAAACCAUAUCAUGACUUUCCGGAUUUUAUGAAUUGAUGUCAAAUUACCCAAUUAUCACAUUGUUUUGAUGUAAAAACAGCAUUAAAUGAUCCAGGAGUACUUCCUUGCACACUCAAAUACUAUACCAGCCUCAAGAGCUUCUGCCUUCAUGUAGCAGUUUGAACUAUUGCAGGGUCUAUUGUUGAUUGUCAAGUCUGCCUUCGUGUUUGCUCGGAAAUGACACAGAUUUCCGAUGCGAUGUCGAGCUGAAACCUGAUUUGCUUUCUGUUUACUUCAAUCUUCACAAAUGUUCAUUCACUUCCGGGCAUUCUUCACUGUCUUCACUGUCUAUUUAUUGUCUAAGAUUAGUGCUCCUUACUUGAGGAUUUCAUCUUCUUAGCGUUAACGCAGUACUUGUCCUUGUGGGCAACCUGAUCAAAAUCAUUGCAACAAAUCUUGUGGAAGGGACGGUCCAUGUAAAAGUGCAUGAUAGGGGAAGACGGGGUAAGACCGCCCCCUAAGAAAACCAAUUUUCAGUUAAGCGUCCUUAAGAAUUUCCCCUAUUUUUUGUGCUGCAUAUCUUUGAGUAUAUAAUAAUCUACUACUAAAACAUGCGUAACUGCUGAUUGUAUAACUUUUUCGUCAUUUUUUCAUUAAUUUUUGAAAUGAGAGAAAAAUACUUUUUAUUUUGCUGGCGGGGUAAGAGGGACCACCCGCGGGGUAAGACGGAGCGAUGCUAUUUUCAAACAGUUUAGUCUAGUAAAAAUAACAGGAACAGUGUUGUCUAAGGUACUCUUUGUUAGGGUUCUUCACAAACUAUACACAAACUUCUGUAAAGGCCAUCCAUAUUCCACGUGCAGAGUUUUGAAAAUAUUUUUGAAAAAUUUACCAAAUUUUCGGAAUCUAUAAGGACGAUUAUCUACGUGGGUCUAAAAUCUCUCAAAAUCUGUUCACGGGAAGUCUGAAUGUAUCCCAAGUAGGUAAUUCUAGUUCCGAUUUGAUAUGUUGUUUCGUUAAGCCAGCUCGAAUGCCAGUUCCUUGGCACCUCGCAUUGUCAUGGAGUAGAAUCGUUUCUCCAAAUGCAAAUGCUCCACCGGUUCGUAUUCCUGAGUGGUGGUAAAACUGGAUCAGUGGAUCCGAGCUUCAUUCUCGGUGAUUUAUUGUCUUUGAUUUGUUAGUGGUUCUAGGAAUUCUGAAACUGACUGAUGCUGUCCUGAUGGGCAUGCCGCUUUAGCCAUAUUCAGCUUAUCCAACGUCCAUUGCAUCCGCGACAACUUCUUUAUGUUCUUUCGAGGAAUUUGUGUGUAAAGAGACGAGCAAAAAGAUGGUAUUUUAUUUGAUAUGAAAAUCAUUCAAUAUCACAAAGUGUGGCGCUUUUACCCCGACGAAAAGUUUGUUUUGUUUACAAUUUUGAUAUUUCGUGCGCUCAAGUGUUGCAAAGUGUUUCGAAAUGACAAAAAUGUGCUAUGAAUGCUUCUUGCGGACCAUAUUUGCCAAAAUACUGAGGAUUUUUUAUGAAAUAAGAAGUGGUCCGUCUUACCCCACAGGGCGGUCUUACCCCGUCUUCCCCUACCACAGUUCCGACAAGGCGUCGCCAAACCGUCACCCCGCUAAUACAGGGAACUUGAAACUGGCGAUCUUCUUACUGAACAGGAAUGUUCGAGUUCGACAAACGGUUUGUUUAACCGUCAGGUAAACGUUUUGUAGGCCUCGGAGACUCGCUUCGUGACUUGCAAGUACCGGUACCAUUUGCUGGUACUUCAUCGUAGAGUCAAAAGGAAUUUUUGGCGACUUAAUCCUGAUAACACACGUACCAAAAACCAAACGUGACGUUAUGACCUGGCUCGUACUGAAAGACUCUUAAUAAUUUCAACUACUGAACGAAUUUAACGUGUUUGCUGUAUCGCAUUUAAUGUAUCACUACGUAUUUCUUGCAAUCUCCUCCUCAAAAUAAUAAAUCAUCAAAUUUAAAGCAUCUCCAAACCUCAAAUAUACUAUACCAAUCAUUAUUCCACCCUUCCGAACACAAACCAGUGACAAUACUUAUCCGACCAUUGAAGUUCCCACACUUAUAGCUUCACAAAAUAAAAUGAAAAACUAUGAGCUUCUGUUUCAAUAAAGCAAGAAGAAUGAAAAAACAAAUUAAACUCUAUGAACAAAAACUCUACUUCCAAUUUGAAGCGGUUAGAAUAUUUCUGCAAUUGUAGUACUAGUGAAACUUUUCUUUCUGGACAUCACAAAAAAACACAAAAGCAUGCCAUCGUUAAUAUGAAAAAACCAAAUCUAGGACCUUAGCCAAUUAACAGAGGAUCAAAUGAGGGGAGGAAGAAGAAAAACAGUUAUCAGAGUUUUCCCUAAUUUUAGAAAGAACACGCAUAAUCGGAUGAGAACAAGGAGAGCGGAUAUGUAAUUGCAAAAAUGUGCCUAUAAAUAGUGUAUAUUUAGAACGAAUGAAAAAGAAUGUUGAUCAUACAAUCUACUAGAGCGUUAAGUCUAUAUCGUUGUUGUGCGACCGUAAGAGAUACUUCAAACUAUAAGCUGAAUGCGAGGGAACAGGCCAACGUUGAGAAGAAAAAACAUUCCGGUUAAUUAGAAAGAUGCGAGUUGAUGGAAAGAAACGGAGAAAACUUUCACUUUUGUUUUACAUCCUUCCAAAAUUGCAUGGACAUCUUUGAGAUUGUGUUACGUGAACGAAGUUCUAGUUUAGGAAUCGAAGAAUCGUAGAUCGUUUAGAAGUGGAAGCUGACAAUGAAAAUAUACUUUGCAGCAUUGAGUUUUACCAUCAGUUACAGUAAUAAGUUGUCAUUAUCUGGAACCCAAAAAUUACAUUUGUGUGUCUAAUAUUUCGCGUUUUGUUACAAAUGGGUAGGUUCGUUGCAGUAGUUUAACGAAAUAUUCGAAAAUAACCGUUAGUUUUUGCGAGUUGAGAACGAGUUGCAACUCCAAUGAUCGUGAAGAUUGACCUUCCAACGAAGUUCUACGACUAUUUUCUUGUAGUUCGUCCAACAAGUCUGGCUUAACAACCGUUAAAAAACCUUUUUAAGCAAAAACACAUUCCUGUCUUCAACAAUAUUUCCACCGAAAUUGUAAUAAUCCACAGUGAGAAACAAUGUCAACACUUACAACCCUCGCCGGGAAUCGAACCCGCAACAAGUCGUCCAUUGAAAAAGUUCGGAAGAUAAGGCGUACACCGAUAAUUGCUAAGCGAACUGUUAGUGGCUGCUUUCGAUCGUUGAUUGUAAAAUUUCCAACAAACCGGAAGGGAAGAACACAAAUAUUUGAAAGCUUGACGCUAUUUGCAUAUUCAUGAGAGUUUCCCAGUAAGGACGACUUUCGCCUUAUAAUGACAUGCAUCGGAGGGAAACUUAAAAUUUCAUCCGCCAUCCCGCUGACCCCAACUAACUUCUCGGAGGGGCCGAUUGACAGUCGUCGCUUUUUUUCCUUUUUUUCAAUUCCACUCUGCUGUUACGAGGUAAAGCAACAUUUCCGGCACGGGUAAUUGAAAAUUAAAUUGUUCUCGCUUGGAAAACAAUUAUUAUCCGACGCUACUCUCAACCGCCAACCCAUUUCGAAGCGGAGCGGAGUAAACGCGUCCCUCUCCACUUCGUAUUUAAUGCCAUUUUCACGCUUUCUCCGGAUUCUUCAAUGAAGGGGAUAGGACGAUGUCUGUCGUUUGCGGUUUGUUCUAUUAAUUUAGAUUAUGUUAUUUCAGGACAUCCGACCGAGGGAAUGGAAUUCCUGCCACAACAAAAAAAAAAGAAACGCACAAGAAUGUAGACGUGAUAAAUGCCUUUCAAUUUGUUCCCGUCUGGUGAGAUGGGAAGAGCGAUGGGGUUAACACGAAGUGGGUGGAGAAAACUUAUCGGAGCCCUUUUCGACGCCCGACCGCCACCAGUUGCAGUAAAAACCGCUCAAACGUCGUUGCAGCUGUUAGCGGGAGGAAGCAUUUUUGCGAUGCGCAGAAAGUGUUGAAGGAAGGUAUAAAGUGGAUGCUUGUUGAAUAAGUUUAAAUUGAUUGCUAUAAGUUUGGAUGCUUCUGAGAGGGAUGGGAUAACCAAUCCACGAUGAAGAAGACGUUGGUACAUUUUGUGGAAUUUCAAUUGUGGUGAAUCGGUUAUGCAGUAUGUGUUUAAGCACGCUUCACGUUUUCCGUUUGCAUAGAUUCAUGCAUUUCAAUUAAUUUGUGACAUUGAGGCAAAAAAAAACGCUCUGCACAUAAAUAAAAAAAUAGUUUCUUGAUGCAUAAAGCUUGUAAAUUUCACAUACAGUAUGCUAGAAGUGACGGCGAGAGCUGAUACAAAUCAGCUGCCAUUUCGCUGACAAACACUCAAAGAAACUAAGAGACUCAUUCGGUAAUCAUAAAGAAGUUUCCUGUUAAAAAAAUAUCGAGAAAACAUAUUCAUUUAGGUUUUAAAUGAAUACAACCACACUAACAAAAUGAUAAGGUUCUCAAACUAACGAAAAAUUUCAUUCUUCAAUGGCUUGCCUUCUUGCCAAAAAUGUAUCCGAGGUAUGACCGCAUACUGUAGGAAUACGUUACGAUAUUUGAUGCAAAUUGUUUUUUAUACCUUUGAACACAAAAUGAAAUUGUCUAUAUUGCAAUAUAUUGUUUGGGAGUUUGGUGCCGAUUGGCCACGCUAUGCCAUAUGACUGAGUAAUAAUUGAGCACUUAUAAUUGGUCAAUUUCCGUGACGCGAACCCCGAAUACCCUCAAUCAGGGUAACCAUAUCUACAGAAUAAACUGUAUUCAUACAGAUUUUUCAGACUUUCAGAAACCAAGAAUCUGUAGAUACAGUUUUUUUUUUUGGAUUUCAUUCAGAUUUACAGAUUUUUCAAAAUAACCAAUCCGAUCCAAUACUAGUUAUGGCCUAAUCUCAAUCAUAUUUUCUCCCAACUCACCAAUUUUAUCCAUAUAGCAUUCGUAUCAGUCUGAUUAAGAGCCAUUGUGGUAUUCAUAUGUAGGUAUAGUAUUGCUUUCUCAUGAUCAAUAUAAGGAGAAAAGAUGCAAAAGUCUGCGUUAUCGGCUAGCUUUACAAUAAAUAAAUAACACUGUUUAUCUUUUUCCUACUAUAGCACAGUGAGUACGAAUUUUACGUGGAUACCAUCAACAUCGCCAAAUUCAUAAUAACUAUGCCAAUCAAUGAUACUAAAGGUAAUAUUAUGCUUCAAGAUUGGACUUAUAGAUUUUACCCUUUGCGUUCGUAUUAAAUUUCGACAUGUGUGUCGUACUGUUCGCAAUUUUUUUUACAUGAUAAAGCAGUGAUGUAUAACUUUGUAGGAUUAUGGAAGACGAACAAGGUUCUACUAUGUUUUGUAAACUUCUGAUAAAUGUUCACUAAACAAUGUUUUAUUGUUUAUGUUUAAAAAAUAUUUGCUAUAAUUCUUCUUCGUGAGAUGUCUUCUACACGUAUCACAAAAACAUUUAGAUUGGUGCCUUCCGCCUUUUAUCUUUCCGUUUGAACAUACAGAACAAUGCUAUUCACAUCUACACAGUGCCGUAAUACGUGGAGUUUUCCAUUAAGCCAAAUCUCACAUGAACCGACAGUGGGGCAUGGUAUGUUGUGACAAAGAAUAUUUCCAAAAGAAUAUAUUUUGCUAAAGGGUGUGUCACAUCAAAUUGCAUCACGGAAAAAACGCUGUAGAAAUUCGCCCAAUAGACCGAUCCUUUUGAAAAUUUUAGACAGUAAAAUAAAAACUAUUAAACAACUUUUGGCAUUUUCUUUUUAUUCAUACUUCGAGCCCAAGCCCGUAUGCUCGCACCUUCCUCUUUACCCCGUCCAUAAGGUUCUGUACAACGUCAGGUUGUAGUUUUUUUUUAACAGAAAUCCAUUUUCUCUUGAAGUCCGCCUCCGAUUUGACAACUUUUGGGUUCUUCCGGAAGGCCUGCUUCAUAAUCGCCCAAUAUUUCUCUAUUGUUCGAAGCUCCGGUUGGGCGGGUUCAUUUCCUUUGACACGAAGGUGACCCCGUACCACUCCAACACGUCCUUUGAAUAGUGGCACGAAGCGAGAUCCGGCCAGAAGAUGGUCGGGCCCUCGUGCUGCUUCAAUAGUGGUAGUAAGCGCUUUUGUAGGCACUCCUUAAGGUAAACCUGCCCGUUUACCGUGCCGGUCAUCACGAAGGGGGCGUUCCGCUUUCCGCAAGAGCAGAUCGGUUGCCACACCAUGUACUUUUUGGCAAACUUGGAUAGUUUCUGCUUGCGAAUCUCCUCCGGAACGCUGAAUUUGUCCUCUGCGGAGAAGAAGAACAGGCCCGGCAGCUGACGAAAGUCCGCUUUGACGUAGGUUUCGUCGUCCAUUACCAGGCAAUGCGGCUUCGUCAGCAUUUCGGUGUACAACUUCCGGGCUCGCGUCUUCUCCACCAUGUUUUGCCUUUCGUCGCGGUUAGAAGCCUUCUGAACCUUGUAUGUACGCAGGCCCUCCCGCUGCUUGGUCCGCUGGACGAAUGAACUUGACAAAUUCAGCUUAUUGGCGACAUCCCGGACCGAACUUCUCGGAUCACGUCUAAACUGCUUAACUACGCGCUUGUGAUCUUUUUCACUGACGGAGCAUCCAUUUUUGCCGUUCUUCACCUUCCGGUCGAUGGUUAGGUUCUCGAAGUAUCGUUUUAGUACUCUGCUGACCGUGGAUUGGACGAUUCCCAGCAUCUUACCGAUGUCCCGAUGUGACAACUCCGGAUUCUCGAAAUGAGUGCGCAGGAUUAAUUCACGACGCUCUUUUUCGUUCGACGACAUUUUUCCAAAUUUAUCAUAAAUUGACAGUGAAGCAUGGCCAACGUGAUCUAUACACUCUUAUCUGAUUAUCUGAUUAUAAGCUGAAAAUAUAAUUCCUAAAAAUUAAAUUUCUACAGUGUUUUUUCCGUGAUGCAAUUUGAUGUGACACACCCUUUAUAUACCAUAACGAAGAGUUCAAUGUAUAGGUUAUCUUCACUGACGAAAAACAGUUCAAUUAGGAUGGUCUUGAAGGUUUCAACGGGUACUGGCGUGAUUUACGGAAGAAGGAAAGGUAUUUUUCAACCAGGAAUUCUGGAUCGAGCAUGGUUUGGGCGGGAUUCUGUGCAACCAGAAAGCUCAAGACAGCUUUCAUAUCAUUCAAGGAUUACACACAUGUUCUGGAAUCCUCUCUCCUACCAUUUUUGCGUGUAUAUCGUCACAAAAAAUUCACAUUCCAGCAAAACAAUUCUUCUAUUCAUACCAGUAAGAAACUAAAGAAUGAGGAUCAAAAACUUAAUUUGUUGGACUGGUCGGCUUACUCUCCAGAAUUGAAUCCUGUUGAAAAUCUUAGGGGAAUCCUUGUACGCAGAAUCUACACUGAGGAAAAACGGUACACCAAGAUUGAAGAGCUCAAGGUCGCAAUUUCGGAAACAUGGAAAAAUAUCGAGUAAAUCGUUCAGCAGCAUUUGGUAAAUAAUAUUCCAACACGAAUUUUGAUGAAAGAAAUGAGCGCCAUUGUGGCAGCCAUCUGUGGCUAGCUUCCACCUUCACCUUAAAUCUAACAAUAAGCUUGCCUAAAACCUAUUCUACUCUCGCGAUUUCAGUGCUUUUGAGAAAAGCAAAUUCACCAAAUCUACGUUAUGCAUAUGAGUCAAUUGAUGAUUAAAAUUUUAUUGAAGAAUUUUAACCUUCAAGGAACAGGCUAUGGUACCUCUGAACAGAUUCAGUGUCAUGUCUACCGUGUUCAAUAUAUUCUCAUAUAUCUUUUUUACCUCGCUGUAGUGAUGAGCAGCAGCACAUACACUAUCUUUGUAUUGGUGUACACUUGCACAAAACCACUGGCGAAUCUGAUUGAUUAUUUUCUUUCAGAAUCUACACUUAGAAAAAUCUCCGGUCGAAAACUACCAAAUACAUUUGGUAAUGCAAAAUUAGUAGAAUGUACAAAUUUUUUGUACAUUUUGUCAACAAACCCGCAUCCCUACAAGAGUUUAGUACAUUUUACUCGAUAACAUUUGUAAACCUGAAUAAUGUCAUAUCUGAAAACUGGUGAGAAAAACGCGUAUUAACCAUUUUCAUUGUUGCCAUAAUGCAAUACGGAGGUAUAAUAUGGAUAUAAUUCUGAUACGUGCAUUUUCAGCGGGAAAAUGUAGCCGAUAUUGGGCUUACGAUUCAUGGUUUUGCUUGACAUACGUGUUUAUUAGUACGGUCGAAAGUGACUAUAGAUUGGUAUUAUUUACCAAAAAAUUCGUUAUAUUUACUAAAUAUUUCUCUCAGUUUAUUGUUUAUGAACGAUGAAAGGGUUUCGUGUUGUGGUAAUAAAAGGUUUUGAGAAGGAGUGCGCCCAGCUCCUAUUUUUAUAAGUUUUAAAAACCUGGGAGUGAAGCACGAUUUUGUUCAUCGAAUCAUUAGGGGUUAUGGUGAAACUUCCUCGCAAAGACUAAUCGUAUGAUUAAGAUCUUCAGUAGGCGAAUUUGACGAAAAUCACAACGCUUAGUACGACAAUCGACAAUCGACAAUGUGCUCAAACACGACCAUAGAUACGAUGCUUUUGAGAAACGUAAAAUUGAUGGAGUUUCGAAAGCAACGAUUUGAAAUAGUUAUUCUCGUACUAUCACGGCACGGUGUACAAGACUUUGUUUUUCCGGAUGGAAAGUUCUUACCGGACAACAGUAUCACAAUGUCCAAAACGACAGAUUGUGGGCCUACAGUUUGAGGAAUAUUCCAAAUAGUAACAGAAAUAUUCAAUGGAUCCAAAGCGAUGGGUCCAUCAUUGUUUGGGGGAGGUAAGCGCAAACGCGGCAAACUACCCCUAGUUUUAUUGAGAGAGGAAUUCAUAUAACCGCGUUAUAUUUCAAAACGGAUGCUUUGCAGAAUGUCGCAAUUCCAAGAAAGCAGAAAGUUUGUACGGAAAUCACCAUUACGUAUGUCAACAGGACGGAACGCCUUCUCAUGCUGCGAAUUUGGUUCUGAACUUGUGUCGGAAAUUUAACCGGCUUUUCUCCUAGUUUCUCCUUGGAUCACUUCGUUGGAUCAUACAUGCUGUCGAAGGUAAACGAGCAAAAUGUGUCUACCUUGGUUCUUGGGCGGGAUCCUCCGAACCCGGUAUGAAGCACCGAUGGAAGUCAUGCGUAUUGAAUUCGUAUGAACGAAUAUUGGAUGAAGAUGGAGCUCAGAACGUUUUUAUUUAUUUACUAGCUGACCCGGCGAACUUCGUCCCGCCAAAAAUUGAUUUUUUGAUAUAAAUACUUUCAAAUAUUCACGUUUUCUUACUAAGCGAACUUUCGUAGGUCCAAUUGCAGAACACUCCAUUGAUUGAUGUAAAGGGUCAAAACCCUUUAAAAUUUCCUUUUACUAUAAAUUUCCAAGUACUUCUACCAAAAUUCGUCAUUAUAAUAUAAAACUAUUUUCAGACACAAUUCUCGUUGUUCAAGAUUCUUCAAUCACUUGCAAAUAACAUAUUUCUCCGACGCAUGGAACACAUGUUCGAUACAGAGAAUAUUAUAAAAUAAAGACAACUCAAAUCGGACAAUUGUUUUACGCUUAUCAACACAUUUGGCGAUCCCUUUUUAUUCAUAUAAAUAGAGUACAUAGGAGUUUCGCUUGAAAAUUUAUUUCCAGGUAACUCUCGUUAGCACAAACAUCAAAUGGCCUAACAACGCUAAUCAUGAUGUAAUAGUAGAGCAAAUGAGAAUUCAAUUUUCCGAAUUCUCCGACCUUUUCUCUCCGCCAUAUUAAUCUACGGGAGGAGACGAACACAACAAAAUAAAAACGGCUCAAAUCGGACCAUCCCUUCCUCGGGUUUUCCGCUUAGCCAUACAUUUGGCCUUCCAUUUUUAUUUAUAUAGAUCUUGCCUUAACGUCUUUACAACAUUUUAGUACUGAGAACCAGGGUUUGGAAAUAUUGAGCUUGUUAAGUAAUAUUGAAAAUAUCUUUUUAUCAGUGUAACGCGUUUGUUUUGCCUGUCGAUGCCGCUGUCAUUCAUUCGACGUCAAAUAAAUUUGUUUGGACGGCGAAGAAGCAUUCUGCAGAAUCGAUUCGAGUAGCGAAUGCAAACUUCGUCAGCCAAAGCUGGAUGUUGGCAAUUUCAUCCGCUCAUCCUAUAGCACAGUUCGAUCCGUUUGCAAAAGGAAGCUCGAAAUAUUCCCAUUGCGGUCGUGUCUGGGACACUACAUUCUAUAUUCGUGUGUUCAGAAUUUGAGACAAAAAUUAAAUGUUCGGAAUUUCAGUAAAGACGGUUUUUGACGUAGGACUACGUCUUUCAUUUCUAUACCGGGGUGUAAAAUCAAAGUUUCGAAAACGAAAGCGUUACGCCGGAGACCGAGAUUUUGAGUGUUAAUAGCUCCUAAACAACUGAACGAAAUGGUAUGAUAAACACUUCAUUCGAAAGAUAAAAUGUCUACGCGUUCUAUACUUGUUACUUUCUGAUCCAAAAACUUGUUUCAAUAGUCUUAAAUUUGCUUUCAAAAUAGGCUAUUGAAAUCACCAAUCGGUAUAUAAGCGAGCGCCGCUCGGAAAUCCACUCAGUUCUAAUUGAACAGUGAUUGGAGCAUGUUGUCGUUGUUGUGGUGAAGCUCUUCAUUUAUCAUGAAAGCGCGGAUGAACGGUGUCACCAAGAGCCUGUUUGUGCACCUUAGGCCAGCCGCUACACACACACACAUACACGCACGGAAUUCUUUCCGUUUGGAUCGAGAAGAUCCGGAAAAUAAGCUGCCAGUUCCUAUAGGAAUUUAAAAAUACAUUCAUGUGAAAGAAUUUAUUUGAAUGUUUUCUAUCCAUGUAACACUGUGACCAAAUAUGUUUCAAUCAAGUGCUAUUAACAGAUGGUUAUCGAGUUAGCAUUAGCCACUGGUGGGCUUCCAGUAUCGAGGAAAAUGUGGAAAUAUCUAAUCGUUACUGAAAAUAAUCUGCCAGCUCCUCUGGGAAUUUAAAAUUACAUUCAUAUGAAAGAGUUUAUUUUAAUGUUUUCUAUCCAUGUAACACUGUGACCAAAUACAUUAGGUUUUGUGAUUUUUCAAUCAAUCGCAAUCAACAGGAUAGCUUCUGAAGAUUAUUCUUCCCCAUCAGUAGGAUAUUUCCGUAUCCAAUAUUGGAUGCAUAAAACCUUGUGCCUUCAACGUAACGCUCUCCAAAUAUUCAUUCAUUCAGAAUGAAUUCAGAUUCAACUUCAUACAAAUGAUCUCUAAAUCAACGAUAGUCCUACGUCACCCUUGCGGUUAUACCAUAGAUAUAACCCCCUUCCUGUUUUUACAUCGGAUUUGGAGUCUUUUGAAGCAUUUCUGACAAGUGGAAUAGGAAUUGCAUAUUCACUAUAUAAAAUGAAAGCAUUUUAACUGAGACUGAAACCGUGCAUGUCUGAACAAUUUAAUUUCUUGUCACUAUUAUGAGUAUUCUGUACUUCGUUAUCUUUCUCAACGCAUUUCUCCGUUUCGUCAAUGUCCGAGAACGAUGCUGAUAGUGAAUGGACUGGUAUAUUAAUAUCAAUGAAUGACAAAACUAGGGAAAACUAUUUUCUUUUGCUCACAUUACGUGAACGCAGAGCAGAACGUAAAAGAGAAUGAACGAAACUGAAUGAAUCAACUGUGAGUGGCUUGCUGCGAUUGUGAAGUUUGGUGUUAGUUCAUUUUCGGUAUCCCGAAUGCAAUGGAACAAUGAUCAAAGGUGAUCGGAAAUUCAAAUGAAAAGAUUGAUGGUAAACAGAUGUUUCCAAGCACUGCUGAGAACAUUUCGCACGAUUUAUAUGUCUAUUUAACAAUGCACAAGCACAAUGUUGAAGAGGUAGUUGUUCUAGUUCUUUACACUCCUCCUUUUCCUGGCGGUCUUCUCCCGGAUAAUUAAUAGAAAAUUGCAAAAAAAUACUCUUUCAAAUAUGAAUUUAGUGUCCGGGAAUAUCAGCGAACAAAUGUUUCUUCACUUCAAUGACGACUGACUAUUCAAUAAGGAGGCUCACAUAUUUCUUCCCUGUUGGAGACGUUAGUUAAUUGUUUGUUUCAAAGAGGUUCUAAACUUUGCAGUUAAUUCGUCUCUAUGAUUGGGGAUGUGAUAGAUUCUUAUUAGCCUUUCGAUGCUGGUGGAACGAUCAAAACUUGGUUGAAGAAAAAUACGCGUUAUUUGGUUAGGUUAUUUUAACGCCCGCCAUUAAUUCUGUACAGCGGUUUCGUCAACUUUUUCAUCGCAAAUCGUCCGUAUGCUUUCACUUUCCACCGUUUGUUGCACCUUCUUCAAGUUCUGCUUGACGAUGGCAAAAUGUUCCUCAUAGAGCGGACCAUCGCCUUAUUCUCGGCACCUUCUUUCCAUAGUACCAGGAUGCCAAAUUCAACCAAAACAGAAAAUGUUUGUAAUUUUUUUUUUUUGGGAACGGCGGCAACCGUUUCUCUAGGCUUACCUUGACCUAUAUGUUCUGGUUGUUGGUCCUCGUGACAAUCAUAAUAUCGCUUCUCCUGGCGCAGGUCCAGAAACCCUGAAAAACCGGAUAUUUUUUGGGGAAUUCGUAUAAUUUUAUGAUCUUGAAUAGAGAUGGGCAAACCGUUCACGAACGGUACGAAAGAACUAGUUCACCAAAAAGAGUGAACGAACGGUCGUUCUUUUUCAAAGAACGGUAGUUCUCCCCACGAACUCAUUCCGAAAGAACAGUUUGCGAGUGAACUGUUUGAGACCGAACUGAUUGAGAGUGAACUGUUUGUGUACCAACUGUUUGCGAGUGAACUGUAUGGGAAAGAACUGUUUGAGAUCGAACUGGUUGAGAGUGAACUGUUUUUGAACGAGCUGCUUGCGAGUGAACUGUAUGGGAAAGAACUGUUUAAGAAUGAACUGAUUGAGAGUGAACUGUUUGUGAACGAGCUGUUUGCGAGUAAACUGUAUGGGAAAGAACUGUUUGAGAACGAAGUGUUUGCGGGCGAACUGUUUGCGAACGAACGAGUCCAGCUGAACUGAUUUGCGCUGGACGGAAUAGAUAAAUAUAACGAGAACGCUUGUAAGAAAAAUAAAACGAUAUUGUCAUUUACGUGCAAAAAUUCAUGUAACGCAGGGUUUAUUUUGUUGAUGUAUACUCGAUUUUGGAUUAAAAAUUAAAUCAGAUUUUCGUAGUUUAAAAGGCAAAAUAUUUAAAAAUAUUUUCAAUUUAAUAUAUUUUUCAAUUCCGCGUAACAUUCAUAUACUUUUUGAUUAUCAGAAAAAAACUGGGGGAGCUGGGGCGCUUCAUAAAUUAUGUAUAUUUUACCUAAUAAAAUCUUCUAGUGAGGGCAAGUUGAGAAAAAAGUUUUUUACGUUGCUUCCAAUCCAUUGUUUGGCCUAUUGCUUGUACAUGGUGAUCGUGAUUGUUUAUAUGAUUGAUUGUUAGUAAAAACUGGAAGAAAAUCGCUGCCGGUAUUUUUUCUGUGAAUGCACCCUUAUUAAAUGAAAUAUGAUCUUACAUGGAACCUGUUUUUUGUGCUGACAGAAAAUAUGAAAAAUUGCACAUAUUUUGUGCGCAUCAAACUAUUACAAAUACUAUUGUCGGUCGAUAAACAUAUUUUCACAUACAGUUUACGUCUUUUAAAGAAAAAGCACCUUUUCUUUCCCCACUAAAUUUCAAACAUAAAAAUCCCAUACGAAUAAAAAAAUCUCCUAUCCAAUCCAACGAUAUCAAAGAAUAACUGUCUCUUGAUGUUGGAUUCCAGCUGACAUUCUUCUUCUUCUUAAAUGGCAUUAACGUUCCCAGAGGAACUUCGCCGUCUCAACGUAGUGUUACUUGCGUCAUUUUUACUGGUUGAUCUAUGCCAAAUAACGCGCCUAGAAUGUAUUUUUGAGUAUCAAUCUCUAGAACACGCCUGACCACAAUGCAAGUCGGAGGAAAUUUCUUGUACUUUGAAUUCCCCCGAAUCGAACCCGAACCCCCGGCAUGUUAGGUGUGACACUAUCCAUUUGGUCACGGGAGCACUCCAGCUAGCAUUCUAUGUUGUUUCCAAUACUGCGAGAAAUAAAGAGCGAAAGAACGGUUCAAAAGAACUGGUUUACUUAGAUGAACGGUUAAUGACUGAACCGUUCAUCAAAAUGAACUGUUUUGCCCAUCUCUAAUCUUGAAUACGUCUGUCACCAUUCCCCUUUACGCCGGCGUUUAAAACUGCUGUUCCGCUUGCAGUCCGAAAUUCGCAUGCGAGAAGCUUGGAUUUUCACGUUUACGAGCAAAAUUUUCAAGCGCCAUUUUGAGUACUGAAGUGAAAAUGUCAAAAUCAAAGUAGAGCAUUUCUUCUAUACUUAUACACAAAUAGAGAACAAAUAGAGGAACUGCUCUGAUUCCAUGUACACUCAAAAGAAAAAUGGCAAAUUGAGGUUGACCAGAUUUUGAUCGUGAUGAUGAUCUAUAUAAUAUGUAGUAAAAAGCCCUUAAUUCCUGCAUGACAUUCCUGUCGAUUUUUUAACCCUUGUUGUGUAUGAACCAUUACGUCCAUUGUUUUGAAGUAUUGUGGUUUACCCAGUUUUUUACUGCACUUCAAGCUUAUGUACUGCCUGUCUAAUAGAAAACAUCUUCCUUGUUUGCAAAAAAAACUGGUAUAGUCGAUCUUCACAAGCUCUCUAUUAUCAAAAUUUUCGACAAUUGGUGGACCAAAACGUGGUGCGUUUUCGACAUAAAAUCAUCGAAACGGAAUACAAAUCAUAUAUUUAAUGAUUUUCCUAUUUUGAAGCUGUCAGUACCAGUAAUCAACUCUAUCCUAAUAAAAAGCCCUGUGUCGGUCGCCAGGUACCAACGCGUGGCUGAAUAUUUUAACUCUAAUGUCGUUUACGAACAGGUCCAGGAGCAAUUGACCUGGGAUCCAGGGAUGUUAUCGGCUUCAAUGUCUCGAAAACCCUCGUUUACAUGUGAAUGGACUUUAUUGUUUGAAGCAUCUAUGUUAUAAACGAAGAAGGUCCUCUUUGACGAGUUUGUGCCUUUCGUAAACUUGUAUUUUAUGCAUAGAAGAUUCAAUGAAUUUGAAGUUUGAUCCAGGUUUUAAACUUUUUUAGCCGAACACAAGAAAUACGUUGAAUUCUAUUUAAUCGAGUAUAUUUGAAAUGAAAAUCUUUUUAGAUAAGGAGUAUAUAAACUGUCGCUACAUAUGUUCUAAUGUUACAAAAGAAGCUUCACCAGAAAAAUGUGGAAAAUAUUGCACGAUAUCUUAUUAAAUUGUCACCUCGAAUAAAAACGAACCAUGGAAGGUUGUAAAACAAAUCUAACAAUGCACAAAAAAAUCAAUUAUGUACUCUAAAAAUUACCACUAGGCAAUCAGAGAAAACCCAAGAGAAUUUCACUGCAACAGACUGCGCUAUCUACCAGGUACGAAAAGAAUAAAACGAAUUGAAAUUCAUAUUGAAUUGUUAUUUCCCACUCCCUCUUCCAAAAAAAAUGAAUGUAAAAGUAGUCUAUAUAUACUUAGCCUUGUAGAGCCCUCCUGAUAGCAACAAUCAAUCAUCUACUUUUAAAAAGCAAACAUAGACGUAGUUAUUCGUGGAUCAAAAAAAAAUGAAACAGCCAAUCAAUCAAUCAAUUGCCUUCGAAGCGAACGGAACGACCAAGGCACGCGUGUGUGUGUGUGUGAGCGUUCACACCGUUGAACCAAGGAUAAUCAGCAAUGUCAAUUUUUUUACCAACCAACAAAAAAAACACACUCUUAUCUAGCGAAAAUCUUGAACCACUCAACCGAUAUUUUACUAUUGAGCAAAGGUAGCGAGAAAGUUGUAGGAAAAAUAGUUUUCACUGAUCGAAACAAUUGAACAAUCAAAGUGAUGGUGAUGGGAAUCAAAACAGCAGCGUUUGGACGUCAGCGAAAAAAACGUAGACCGAAUCUUUUUUCUUCUACUUUAGAACUGUGCCAUCGUAGGGUGAACUCUUUUAGAUGAUACGAUUAAGUAGUAAGCUGGCCAACUUUUAAAUGUGCUUAAACGAAAUUGUUCACUGGACAAAACGUAAAAAAAAAGUGAAAGAGAAACCAAGACGGUAAAAACGACGUGAGAAACGAUUAGUAAUAAAACAGCACAAUUCGGCGGAAAAUACUCGAGAAAGAAGUUUCAUUGACUAUCGCUGGAUCGAUUAAAAAAGGGUAGCUUUAAAUAGACUUUAGGAUGAUACGAAAUUAGACGGAACAGAACCCGAGGUAACAUUAAUAACAGAACAAUUUAGGUAGUAAGAUGAACCUCGACGGAAGAAACCAUCCAUUAAUGCAUGAAAUUAUAAAUAAAACCCAUGUUGUGAGUUGGAGUUUAAUUGACUGCAGAAGAAAACCGGUAACUGAUAUGUUAACAGCAGGCGGAUAGAAAGGUUAUGUUUUUUUCUGAUGUACGCCUCUGCUGCAGAAAGAAAUCGAUACGUUAUAAAAAUAGGGGCAUUUACCUAACCAACGCUUAUCACAAAAUCGGUAGCAGUAAAGCAUCGUUAGCAAAGUCGUUAGCAAUUAGCGAUAACGAAAAAAAUGGUGCUCCAAAAGCUAAAGAAUGAUAAAAGAGACGUAUAUUCUAAUGAGGUAGUUGUAUUCACAUUUCAACUUUCAUUUUUAAACAUUGUUCAAUGUUAUGCUUCUUUUCUAAUCUAGUAAUUAGUUUUUUUUAUAAUCUAGAUUUUGAAAAGCCUUUCGGCGUUUACCAACAAAUGACAUUACGAGAAAUUCGUGAGUGUAGUGGCACAAUAAACAGGAAACAAUGUGAACAAACUCUAAAUUCAAUGCUUAUCAUUUCAUCGAAAGUUGCUAAACUGCACGAUUCCAUUUAAAAAAAAUUCUUAAGGCUGAUUUAGACGAUGCCAGUCAGCGCUCUAGUUGAAGUAUCCAGUGAUCAGAGAACAGACACUCUGUUCAAGUUACUUGUACCAGUAUCGAACAAGUAAUUGGCCUCCAACUUAAACAGAGUGUCUGUUCUCUAUUCACUGGAUACUUCAACUAGAGCGCUGACUGGCAUCGUCUAAUCAGCCUUUACUGAAACACCGAAUUCUUGUUGAAACCAUACUCAGAAAUAACAUUCAAAGCUAAACUUAGACGCAUCUAAAGUAAUGAGCUUCACAUUUUCGUCGACAUGUGUAUCUGUCACUAGUGAGUACUAAUUCAAUGUAUUAUUUCAAUAAAAUUAUCUGUUCUGGACCAUCUGAUACAAUGCCAGCCUAGAAGUAUUAUCACUUAAAAUAUGCGUCUCUAGCAGAAAAGUUCAUUAUUGCGAGAAAUUCGUAGAAUGCUUCAAUUAUUGAACAAUAAAAAAACACAAAACCAAUUGUUAUGGUGAAUGACAAUUAUGCAAAGCAGUAAGUCAUUACAUGACGGUAUUAUGUAUCACAGUUUUCAUUUUUUCUUCCAAACAAACUAAUGUACAUCUUACACAGAAAGCUUGUUCUUUUAGUUCCAUUUUAAGUUAAUUAGUAAUCAACCGAGUCCAUUAAGAGUAACAAGGUUCGGUUCUAACUUAAACCAGUCCAAAAUACUCAGUAACACAAACUGAUGCAAAUAUUAUUGAAAAUCCACUAAAUUUGCUUCCAACCCAAUAUACACACUAAACUUCGGGACAUAACUGUAAAAGAAAACAAUACCACUGAGCUUAUAUACACUUCCAGAACAUGAAAUGGGAAAAUCCAAAAAUAAAACUCCACAUAAAAUACCAUGUAGCAUCUUAACAAUCACAAAUGUUUACUCCGUGCAGGAUGACUUGAAAGGUUUUCAAAUGCCACCGAAGCAUGAACUUAAUUCUAUCAAACUUCGUCAUCUGAAGAAAAUAAUUCGCUUUCAACAGAGAAUCUGACAACUGAUAGCGCAAGACUCGCCACAAAGUUUAGGUAGUGGUAGAAGAUCAAAAAAAGGGAAGAGGAAUAAAAAAACAAUAUCAAAGGAAAAACUCUAAAUUUUUAGUGACGCUAAAUGGUAUAGGAUUGUAGCCACCAUUACGACCAUCACCACGAUGGAAAUGUUGAAUCGUGUUUAGAAGUAAUUUGAAAAUGAAAAUAAGAAAAAAAACAACAUAAAAAAAGUCAAAACAAACAAGUUAUCUAAUUGAAUGUCGCUAAUAAAGAAACAAAAAAAAACAAACAACAACAAGGUGUUAAUAAUAGUUAUUAUAUAAUUGUAGAUUAUAGCGAGAGGAAGAAAAAAUACGAAUAUUAUUGACGAUUUGAAAACUGUGUAGAUACCGUUCGGUUAGCACACAGCAGAAUCAGCAACAGCAGGUGGAAUAGUGCGAGUUCUAUUAAAAGGGUGAAAACAAUUAGAAAACAAAACAUAGUGAUAUAUGGUACGCGGACUAAGCGAACAAGAGAAAUUUAAGAAAAAAAAGUUGUUUGAAUAAUUGAUAGGGUUGUACAAAUUGUAUAAAAUAAAGAACGUAAAAGAAUAAGUAGUAAAUAACAAAAUUAUAGAACAGUUUAAAUUAUUAAGAAAUGUGUUAAAUUGAU